This is a messenger RNA of Bathycoccus prasinos, 1260 nucleotides long. RefSeq lists its product with no specific name. Bases 1 to 1260 code for a protein of 419 amino acids. NCBI's taxonomy places the organism in Eukaryota, Viridiplantae, Chlorophyta, Mamiellophyceae, Mamiellales, Bathycoccaceae. Gene Ontology annotation, biological process: defense response; regulation of DNA-templated transcription. The record is from RefSeq and is a predicted model, not a curated record. Gene Ontology annotation, molecular function: single-stranded DNA binding. The transcript has a single exon.
AUGUCUGCUUUGUCUUUGCGUCCACUUAAUCGUUUAUACAUCUUCUCGCUGAAAUCCUCCUCCUCUUCUGCCUCCUCGUGCUCGACGAGAUGCGGCAAAAACGCGAAGACGACGUCUUCUCGAUUUUUUUCUUCGUUUCGGUCUUCUUCGCUGCUUUGGGGGACGAGGACGACGAGGACGAUUUCAUCGUCGGGGAGAUUUGAAAUCGGAAAAGCGACGAAAAGCGCUUCUUCGUUUUAUUCGUCGUCGUCGUCGUCUGAGAAUAACAACAACAACAACUACUACUACGGAGGAGAACGAGAAGAAAAAGCGCAAAAUCAAUACAAAGACGCGUUCGCGUCGCCGCCUUUGGUCGUUUCCAACGGCGAUCGGUUGUCCGGUCCGGGGGCGAAUCGGGCGAUUAAGUGGGUGCCCAGCGAUGCGAAAUCGAACGCCUUUGGCGAGGAGGAGGCGUCGUACGCUGCGUCGAACAACAAGGAUAACUAUUACGCGAGAGAGACGCCGUCGGCGCCGCCGUGGGGAGCGAGUGGUGGUGGUGGUGGUCUCAGUAGUGGGCAACAGCAAACGCAAACGCAAACGCAAAAUCGAGGCAACAAUAACUACGGGGGCCCCGGCGCUUCGUAUUCGUCUUCUUCUUCGUACGGCGGAGGCGGCGGCGGUUAUAACAACAACAACAACAACAAUUCUUCGUCAUCGUCAUCGUCGAGCGGCAGAACGUUCGUGGACUUUUCAAUUUAUAAAUCGAAAUCGGCUUUAUCCGUGAAAUUGGUCAAACCGACGUUCGAGACCGAUCAUCAAGGCCGGACGAUUAUGAAACGUUCCGGCGGAAUUCUCUUGGAAUUCGCGCCGUCCAUCGGGACGAGGAAAUACGAUUGGACUCGGAAAGGGUCGUUCAUGCUUUCUCCGAUUGAAGCCGCGGAGUUGGCGAACAGAUUGAAUCCGAGUCGACAAAGCAUCGCGCAAAAGGUGGAGUUUUUCCACGACCCGGGGAUGGGCGGGAGUUCGCAAGGGUCGGUGACGAAAAGUUUGAAGAUGGAAGCGAUGCCGGACGGCACCGGGGGAGUGUUUUUGAAUUACAAUCAGACCAAGUUUGGAGAGAAGUUGAACGUGAACAUCCCGGUGUCGUUCGGGGAAGUGUCCGCGUUGGAGUUGUUGAUUAAACAUUUAGUUCCGAGAGUGAUGGGAUUCUUCGAAGAAGAUUCUUCGACGACGAGUUCGUCUUCGACUUCGUCUUCGUCAGCAGCCGGGUACGGUUAUUAA